Molecule: messenger RNA, 3283 nt
Organism: Osmerus eperlanus (European smelt)
Lineage: Eukaryota; Metazoa; Chordata; Actinopteri; Osmeriformes; Osmeridae
Product: kelch-like protein 38
Exons: 5
Coding region: 117-1928 (603 amino acids)
Molecular function (GO): protein binding
Source: RefSeq, a predicted model, not a curated record
GGCCUCUUGGAAAGAGAUCAUAACAACAACACCCUGUAACACGUCUACAAACACACAGCCCUGAAUUCAUCGACAUAAAGCACCGACACCAAAGAGUGAAGGGUGAAUUAUGAAUUAUGCUGAUUGCUGAGCCAAGAGACACCUUUGGAGCCAUUGAUAGCAGAAAGAAAAGCAUCAUGGAGUUCCCAGUUCAGGAGGUCUUCCAUUAUAAGGACCAGGACCAUUUCCCUCAGCUGCUCUUGCAGCUCAACAGUUUGAGACAGGAGAGGGUCUUCAUUGACUUGCUCCUUUGUUCUGACAACCAGGAGAUCCCCUGCCACCGCAACAUACUAGUCUCAAGCAGUCCCUACUUCAAGGCCAUGUUCUGCAACAACUUCAGAGAGACCCAACAGAAUAGAAUCAACUUGAAGGGGGUCUCUGCCACCAUCCUAAGCUCCAUGGUGGACUAUGUCUACACAGGCCAAAUCACUAUCACCAUGGAGAACGUGCUGCCGUUGAUGCAGUCAGCAUCCAUGCUGCAGUACGGCCACCUGUUUGAGGCCUGCUCCGUGUUCCUCCAGGGCCAGCUGAGCCCAGACAAUUGCCUGAGCAUGGUGCGUCUGUCUAAGAUCCUCGAUUGCACCAGCCUGAGGGAGAAGGCCAGGGAGAUGGCCAUGAGGAGCUUCUCUGAUGUGGUGGAGUCGGAGGACCUGCGCGAGCUCUCGCUGCCGGAGCUGAUGGGCUACCUGGAGGACGACGGCCUCUGUGCCGAGGAGGAGCAGGUGUUCGAGGCGCUCCUGGCUUGGAUCCACCACGACCCCUUCUCACGACACGGAGCCAUACACGACCUCUUCAAGAAGGUUCGUCUUCGCUACAUCCACCCCACUUACCUGUUCCAGUUCAUCGCCAGCGACCCUCUCAUUCAGUCCUCCAGCUUAUGCACUGAGGUCAUCGAGUCCGUCCGCCGCCUUCUGUUCUCCGUCAGCUCCCUGGUUGCUGGCGACCUGAAUGCCCUGUGGGGAGCUCCACGUCGUUACGCCUGCUGUGAGACGCUGGUCCUGGUGGGAGGAAGGAAGAACAACGAGCAGACUUCCAGGGAAGCCAUUCUCUAUGACGAGCAUACUCAGCAAUGGCAGUGGCUGGCUAAGCUGCCUGUCCCCCUCUACAAGGCCUCCUAUGUCAGCAUCCAUAGCAUUUUAUAUGUGCUGGGAGGCCUGACCAUAAACACACAACCCAUCCAGGUCUGCACAACCGUAUACACGCUCUCCCUCAAGACCAACCACUGGAGAGAGGCUGAGCCCUUGCUGGAGCCACGUUUCGCCCACCAGAGUGUUUCCUACCUACACUUCAUCUUCGUCCUGGGGGGCAUCUGUCCAGACAGGAAGGUGUGUGACUCAGUGCAGAGGUACAACAGCAUGUUUAACCAAUGGGAAGCCGUGGCGCCCAUGCCUGAGGCUGUGCUCAACCCGGCUGUGGCCGCCCACAAUCAGAGGAUCUACAUGUUUGGGGGAGAAGAUGCCAUGCAAAACCCUGUCAGGAUGAUACAGGUGUACCAUAUUGCCCGAAAUCUAUGGUCUAAUAUCGAAACCAGAACAGUGAAGAAUGUUUGUGCCCCUGCCACUGUUCUAAAUGACAAAAUCUACAUUAUUGGAGGUUACACCAGGAGAAUGAUGGCCUACGACACCAAAGCCAACCGGUUCAUCAAGUGUGCCAACCUGAAGGAGCGAAGGAUGCACCACUCUGCUGCUGCCCUCAACAACAAGCUCUACGUGACAGGGGGACGCUACAUUAAUGGACAGGAUGUUAUCGAGGACUCUGACAGUUUCGAGAGCUAUGACCCAAAGACAGACACAUGGACCUCAAAAGGGACACUCCCCUACAAACUAUUUGACCAUGGCUCCCUGUCCAUGAUAUCUAUCUCUGACAAAUCAAACCCUUCAAGGGUUUGAUUUGCCUGUCAGACAGUCAGACAACACAGUGAUAGCUAGCAUUAGCUAUCACAUAAAUCAUUGCCUGUUAUUUGAGAACGCCCGUUAUUAAUUAAACAUUCCUCUUAAUUUAUGUUGAUGACAUUGCUGAUCUUACAGUUAGCAUUCAUAGCUUACUUGAUUAUUAAUUUAAAAAUGAAAUCCACUAAACAGAAAUAGCACAUGGAUAGCAUGAGCAGAAAAUUGGUUAUUACUGCAUUGUUUGCUACCUUAGCAAACCUCUUUGUGUUGCCUCAUAGAUUUGGGGUGUUGUAUUUAUUCAUUGAUGUGAUUUGGUAUUUUUGUAUGUAUUUUCUGAUUAAUAAAAGCAAAUUUCACCCCUAAGACUGUGAUGGUAAGAUAUUGUAAGCCUUUCAACUCUAGCUAUCACUGUGUGGCAUAAAUCAUUGCCUGUUAUUUGAGAACGCCCGUUAUUAAUUAAACAUUCCUCUUAAUUUAUGUUGAUGACAUUGCUGAUCUUACAGUUAGCAUUCAUAGCUUACUUGAUUAUUAAUUUAAAAUGAAAUCCACUAAACAGAAAUAGCACAUGGAUAGCAUGAGCAGAAAAUUGGUUAUUACUGCAUUGUUUGCUACCUUAGCAAACCUCUUUGUGUUGCCUCAUAGAUUUGGGGUGUUGUAUUUAUUCAUUGAUGUGAUUUGGUAUUUUUGUAUGUAUUUUCUGAUUAAUAAAAGCAAAUUUCACCCCUAAGACUGUGAUGGUAAGAUAUUGUAAGCCUUUCAACUCUAGCUAUCACUGUGUGGCAUAAAUCAUUGCCUGUUAUUUGAGAACGGCCGUUAUUAAUUAAACAUUCCUCUUAAUUUAUGUUGAUGACAUUGCUGAUCUUACAGUUAGCAUUCAUAGCUUACUUGAUUAUUAAUUUAAAAUGAAAUCCACUAAACAGAAAUAGCACAUGGAUAGCAUGAGCAGAAAAUUGGUUAUUACUGCAUUGUUUGCUACCUUAGCAAACCUCUUUGUGUUGCCUCAUAGAUUUGGGGUGUUGUAUUUAUUCAUUGAUGUGAUUUGGUAUUUUUGUAUGUAUUUUCUGAUUAAUAAAAGCAAAUUUCACCCCUAAGACUGUGAUGGUAAGAUAUUGUAAGCCUUUCAACUCUAGCUAUCACUGUGUUGUCUGACAGGCUCUUUGCAGUCAAGUGACACAAGAGGAAACUUGAGAAGCACAUAGAUCUCACAUCCGAAGGCGAACCACUCGUGCUAUUCAUGCCCAGAUGGGUUUAAGUGAUAUUGCAAAAAAUCAAAAUAUGUGGAAAAUGUAAUAUGAUAACAAAACUGUAAAACAAGUAGCAGAUUAUGUAUUCAUACAAUACACAUUAUACAUAAA